Molecule: messenger RNA, 1284 nt
Organism: Auxenochlorella protothecoides
Lineage: Eukaryota; Viridiplantae; Chlorophyta; Trebouxiophyceae; Chlorellales; Chlorellaceae
Product: Glycolipid 2-alpha-mannosyltransferase 1
Exons: 4
Coding region: 1-1284 (427 amino acids)
Biological process (GO): cell wall mannoprotein biosynthetic process; protein N-linked glycosylation
Cellular component (GO): Golgi apparatus; membrane
Molecular function (GO): alpha-1,2-mannosyltransferase activity
Source: RefSeq, a predicted model, not a curated record
AUGGCCUCCAGCCGAUUCUGGAGCAUGAGCCGGCCGCGGGCAGGGGCACUCCGAUGGCCCUCUCGUCAUUUCCCCCACCUGGCCCUCACGGCGACAACCCUCGCCGCCCUCCUGUACAUAGCAUGCACUCGUGCACCCUCUCCCUGCGGAUCCCAGUCGCCCGCCCUCAAUGCGGCGCUCCUCAGCUACCCGCCCCAUGGCCCCGGGGUGUCGAGCCAAAACGCCACCUUCGAGCACUUUAAGCGCCGCAGCGAGGACGACCUGCGGCGGGCGGCAGCCCUGCUCGCCUCCUGGCCCGAGAACAAGCCGAAGGCGGCCUACUUUGUGUUGGCACGUCAGGCCGACCUUCAGGGCGUCAUCCAGUCUGUGGGCGACCUGGAGGCCCGCUUCAACCGCAAGGCCCGAUACCCAUACAUCUUCGUCAACGAUGCCGAGUUCGGCGACGACUUCAUGGCCGAGGUGGAGGCGCUGACAGACGCGCCCGUCUUCUUCGGCGGCGUCCCCGCCGAGCAGUGGGGUCUGCCCGCGCACGUCGACCGCGUGGAGGCCGAGACGGCGUGGCGGCGCAUGGGCGCCGCGGGCGUGCUGUACGGCGGCAGUGAGUCCUACCGCCACAUGUGCCGCUACUUCUCUGGUUUCUUCAUGAACCACCCGCUCCUGCGCGGCUUCGACUACUACUGGCGCGUGGAGCCCAACGUGCGCUUCUACUGCAGCCUGCAGCGGGACCCAUUUGCCGUCAUGCGGGACAGCGGCGCCUCCUACGGCUGGAACAUCAUCCUGACGGAGAUUAUGGAGACCAUCCCCUCGCUCUGGGCGACCAGCAUCGAGUUCCUGCACUCGGCGCCCUCCCUGCUGGCCGCCCAGCCCGGGAUCAAGGCUUUCGCCUCGCGCUUCAGGCUGGGGUCCAGCCUGGAGGAGACGCUGGCCGAGUCGCGCUACAAUGGCUGCCACUUCUGGAGCAACUUCGAGAUCGGGCGGCUGGACUUCCUGCGGGGCGAUGCCUACCAGCGCUACUUCCAGCACCUCGACUCCUCGGGCGGCUUCUUCAUGGAGCGGUGGGGCGACGCGCCGGUGCACUCCAUCGCGGCCAUGCUGUUCCUGAACAAGACGGAGAUCCACCAGUUUGAGGACAUCGGGUACACGCACGACAUCCACACCCACUGCCCCCAGUCGCGGGAGCUGAACCAGCACUGCUCCUGCAACCCGGAGGCAGACGUCAAUGCCCACGGCUACUGCAUGAGGUACUACAAGCGCCAGGUCCUUGGGGAGGGGAGCAAGGCGUGA